CGUGGCCGCAAGUUUUAAAAACGCCCUUCUCGAGGCGUUCCUCCACACAGCACAUUAUAUAUUUUGCUGCAAAACCAAACAGAGUAAGAGUUUUGAAAGUAGCCUUGUGAGAGAAAGAGCCGAGCAGAAACGCAGACAGGAUUCCUGGAAACUUUAUUCCAGUCUUGGAGCGGGCUGUCAGCAUGACGGAGAAACCUCCUCUGGACAGCCUGGAGGACCGAGCCUGGCUGGGCGAGGGUCAGUCUGAGACUCAGCUCACAGCUGUGCCCGGUCUGGACGGAGCAGAGACGAGCAACGCAGACCGGCCAGCGUGGGACUCCAAGGUCCAGUAUGUGUUGGCCCAGGUGGGGUUCAGCGUGGGCCUCGGGAAUGUGUGGAGGUUCCCGUACCUUUGCCACCAAAAUGGCGGAGGGGCCUUCAUGCUGCUGUAUGUUUUUCUUUUACUGAUUGUGGGAGUUCCACUCUUUUUUAUGGAGUUGGCAGCCGGCCAAAGCAUUCGCCAGGGCAGCAUCGGCGUUUGGAAGCACAUCUCCCCAAAGCUGGCGGGGAUCGGUUACUCCAGCUGCAUAGUCUGUUUUUACGUGGCUCUAUAUUACAAUGUUAUCAUUGCGUGGAGCCUUUUCUACCUGGGUAAUUCUUUUCAGUAUCCUCUGCCCUGGGAGCAUUGUCCAUUCGAUGUAUCUACCAAUGCAACAGUGAAAGAAUGUGCCAGUUCUUCACCAACUUCAUAUUUCUGGUUUCGGAAAGCCCUUGACAUCACAAACUGCAUUGAUGAAUCUGGAGAGUUUAACCCCAUCAUGACAGGCUGUUUGUUGGCCGCUUGGGCAAUCGUGUCCCUGGCUAUGAUCAAGGGCAUCAAGUCUUCUGCAAAGGUGAUGUACUUUUCCUCAGUUUUUCCCUAUGUGGUGCUUUUUAUUUUCCUCAUCAGAGGAUUGAUGUUGGACGGUGCGAUGGAUGGAAUCGCCUACAUGUUUUAUCCUAAACUAGAACUCUGGAGGAGUGUGCAGGUGUGGCGCCAGGCUGCUACUCAAGUGUUUUUUGCUCUCGGACUUGGCUAUGGCUCAGUGAUCGCUUAUUCCUCCUACAAUCCAGUGAACAACAACUGCCACAGGGACGCCCUCAUGGUCUCGGGCAUCAACUUCAUGACGUCUGUGCUGGCCUCGCUCGUGGUUUUCGUCAUUCUGGGUUUCCGUGCCAAGAACAUUGCAAUGCGCUGCGUGGCUGAAAAUCUUGGUCUCCUGAGCCACAUGGGGUCUAACCAGCAUUUUGAUCCUUGGAUCAACGCGACUGACCCGAGCUCUGUGUCUCUAGAGGAAUACAGAGACUGGUUCAGUCACCACAGCUCCACGCUGGGUCCUAACAUCACCGACUGCAGCCUGGAAGAGGAGAUGAACAAGGGUAUUGAAGGGACAGGCCUGGCAUUCAUAGCGUUCACUGAGGUGAUGGCCCUUUUCCCUGCCAGCCCCUUCUGGUCCACACUGUUUUUCCUAAUGCUGCUCAACCUGGGCCUCAGCACCAUGUUUGGGACCAUGCAGGGAAUCCUCACACCUCUCAUGGACAAUUUUAGCCUCUUGGGCCGUCACCGAACCAUCCUCACUGUUUCCAGCUGUGCUCUGGGUUUUGUAAUCGGACUGUUGUUCACUCAGCGCUCAGGCAACUAUUUUGUGACGAUGUUUGACGACUACUCUGCAACUUUACCGUUAGUCAUUGUAGUAAUAUUUGAAACCAUUGCUGUGUCGUGGGUUUAUGGAGCAGAUCGCUUCCUGGAUGAGAUUGAAGUCAUGCUCAAGUGGCGCCCUCCGGUGGUGUACAAAUAUCUUUGGAAAUAUGUUUGUUUGAUCGCGAUGGUUGGUCUUCUGGCUGCUAGUUUUAUGCGCAUGGUUUUCAAAAGGCCCACAUACACCGCCUGGAAUCAAGCCACGGGCUCUGAGAUGACCCUCGAGUACCCGGGUUGGGCUCUCGGUAUGAUCGUCAUGCUGAUAGCCCUUGCCAGCUUGCCGGUGCCGAUUGGCUACAUCCAUUCCAUGUGGAAAAACCGCACGGCCCAUAACCCUCUCUCUGAGGAGGGGGGCGGCCAGGCGAUGCACCGUGAGUUGUACACCAAGUGCAGCUCCACCGAUCAGCUGGAGUCCCUCAACAGAGACCCUUCUGAGGAAGACGAGGCUCCUCCCAGGACCACCUUCCUGCCCCUGGGCAGCGAACACUACCGGCUCCUGGAGCAGGAGGAGGAGGAGGAGGAGGAAGAUGAAGAAGAACAAGACACAGUGGUGUGAGCACGACUGUGGACGAGGAUAUGUUUCAAUGUUGAACAUCAAAGAGUGUAUGAACAAGAGCCAGCAAAGUGUAGGCAGCGCAGUCCUAAACAGAUUUAUUUAUCAUCUGAAGAAGAGUUGUUGCACCCCAUUUGAUCAAAUUCAGCAAGUUCUACAUUGUUGACAAAACCAAAGUGAUUUUAAUAUUUAUGUUUUUAAAGAUGACUAGUCAAAAGAGAGAUUUUAGAUUUAGUAGUUAUAAAACUAUCACUGCUUGUCAAUCACUAUCACUAUCACUCCAUUCAUUUUCUCAACCGCUCGCACUGUUCAGAAAAUGAAAACACUCCCUGAAACAUAGAACAACUGUAUUUUGUGAAACAAGGAUUUUAUGGAAGUAUUUAGAGUGGGAAAUUGACAAGCCAGCCAAUCAAAUACGGUUGGUCUGUUCUUUUUCUGUGAAUCUGUUCUUUUUUCAUGUAGGGGGUUAGUUGAGAUUAGUUUUUUUUAGCAAAAUGCCAAGUGGGAAUAUGCAUGAAAAUAUUGUACUGUGUGUGUGUGUGUGUGUGUGUGUGUGUGUGUGUGUGUGUGUGUGUGUGUGUGUGUGUGUGUGUG
This is a messenger RNA of Trematomus bernacchii (emerald rockcod), 2864 nucleotides long. It is a transcript of the gene slc6a16a, whose product is annotated as solute carrier family 6 member 16a. Lineage: Eukaryota; Metazoa; Chordata; Actinopteri; Perciformes; Nototheniidae. Gene Ontology annotation, biological process: sodium ion transmembrane transport. The transcript has 12 exons. The coding region runs from base 183 to 2273 and encodes 696 amino acids. The record is from RefSeq and is a predicted model, not a curated record. Gene Ontology annotation, cellular component: membrane.